Molecule: messenger RNA, 1992 nt
Organism: Toxotes jaculatrix (banded archerfish)
Lineage: Eukaryota; Metazoa; Chordata; Actinopteri; Toxotidae
Product: carbohydrate sulfotransferase 8-like
Exons: 4
Coding region: 282-1595 (437 amino acids)
Biological process (GO): proteoglycan biosynthetic process; carbohydrate biosynthetic process
Cellular component (GO): membrane
Molecular function (GO): sulfotransferase activity
Source: RefSeq, a predicted model, not a curated record
AUCUUGUCCGCCCCGUCCGUCCUGACGAACUCUCCCCGGCUCUGUCCGUAAGUUUGGGCGUUUUCUCCUCCUGCCGCCCGGUCCGGUCACAGUCAGCGGAUAUUUCGCCGUAGCAGCAGCACGCCAGAGUUUCCCGCUGGGUCUUUUUGUCUCCGGUGUGUAGCCGUGGUUAUUUUUUGAACAGCCCCCGGGAGAAGCAGACUUUCCAGCGGACCGCUAAACUCCGCCGACAGCGUCCAUGCUGAUCCCCACACAGGGAGCGCGGUCGUGGCUGAUCUGGGAUGAGCCUGGUGGAGUUUAGGCUUCAGGACUCUGCGAGUGUCCGGAGGAGGCUGCUGUCUGCGGUCAUGAAGCUGCCCUGCUCCCUGUACUGCUCCCUGUGGUUCCUCCUGCUGCUGGGAGCCGGCUCUCUGCUGCUGCUGGUCCACCUGCAGGAUCUCACCGAGACCCUCCAGCAGCAGAUCCCAGGCGUGAACGUGCUGGUGGCUCCCAGGUGGCCCGUGGAGAAGGAUGUGGUGAUGGACAGCGCGGCCGCAGAGCGGAGCGAAGCCGUUGACGCGGCGAGGUCGGAGGUCUCUGGCGCUGACCCCAGACUGCAGCGUCCGUCUCUCUCUCUGUAUUCUGACUCGUCUCCGUCCGCGUCUGUGGACUCUUCGGUUGGACCUGAACAGCCGGUCACCAAGCGCCACAGGAAGCUGCUUCUGAAGAGCAGCGCUGCAGCUUCCAGCGCCCCCGGAGGUGGAGAGGUCGAGCAGCAGCUGAAGCUGGCGAGAACGCAGGAGUCCCGCCGCCGCCUCCUGAGCGAGGUCUGUGCCAAAUACCAGCCGGGCGUCACCGAGCAGCCGGUCUCUCAGCGGCAGGUGUCGCGGGUUUACGUGGAGGACCGGUCUCGGCUGCUGUACUGUGAGGUGCCCAAGGCUGGCUGCUCCAACUGGAAGCGGGUGCUGAUGGUGCUGGGCGGCAGCGCCGCUUCCACGAGAGACAUUCCUCAUGACGCGGCUCAUUACGCCAACCGCCUGCUGCGGUUAGAGAGCUACGACCGUGUUGGCAUCGCCGAGAGACUCCGCUCCUACACCAAAGUGCUGUUCGUCAGGGAGCCCUUUGAGCGCCUGGUGUCGGCCUUUCGGGACAAGUUCGAGAGUCCGAACUCGUACUACCAUCCCGUGUUCGGACGCCCCAUCAUCUCCAGAUACCGUGCCAACGCCACACGCACUGCGCUGCGCACCGGCGCCGGUGUCACCUUCAGGGAGUUCGUCCAGUACCUGCUGGAUGUGCGUCGGCCGGUGGGAAUGGACAUUCACUGGGAGCCGGUCAGUCAGCUGUGUAACCCCUGCCUCCUGAGAUAUGACUUCAUCGGGAAGUUUGAGAGUCUGGAAGAAGAAGCCAACUUCCUGCUGCAGAGCGUGGGGGCACCCAGGAACCUCACCUUCCCCGAUUUCAAAGACAGGAACCCCCGGGCUGAAAGGACGUCCUCCAAAAUCACUCAGAAAUACUUCUCACAGCUCAACGCCACGGAGCGGCAGAAAGCCUUCGACUUCUACUACAUGGAUUACCUGAUGUUUAACUACCCCAAACCCUUCAAAGGCCUGCACUGAGCCGUCACAGGCUCCCAGUGACGCCGCGGCUGCCAUGUUGAACACGGCGGAACCUUUACACUGGUUUUAAAUGCUGCACAUCACUGAGACUGAUGUUUCUGGGUCCAGAUGUUUUUCAGGGUGGUCCUGUGGGUUUAAAUACGCACUGAGCUGAUUUCACUGCUUUGUUUGUCGAACUCUUUUAAACAGGAGGCCUGAGUUUUGAUUUUUCUGUCUGUUAAAGAAAUAAACCGAGGGUCGUUACGGAAACUAACGCCUGAACAUCAGCUCUGGUCCACAGCGUCCGUCUGACGCCCGCUGCCUGUUUCUGCUGCAGAUUUCAUCAUGAGUCAUACAUCAGCUCCGUAUCAACACACGUUCUCGGUCCGAGGUGAUGAUGAUUAAAUCUGUCAGUCGA